Drosophila ananassae is the source of this 2981-nucleotide messenger RNA. Its product is annotated as ankyrin-3. The transcript is spliced from 3 exons. The record is from RefSeq and is a predicted model, not a curated record. Lineage: Eukaryota; Metazoa; Arthropoda; Insecta; Diptera; Drosophilidae. The coding region runs from base 263 to 2278 and encodes 671 amino acids. Gene Ontology annotation, biological process: intracellular signal transduction. Gene Ontology annotation, molecular function: protein binding.
GAUUGGUCCCAGCUGUUAUAGACACUCCUAUCGGAAAUUAAGAGGAAGAGCGACAGACAGCAAAAAGUAGAUUUGCAAUUAUUAAAAUCCGUACCGAAUGCCCCGGGGCGAUGUAUUUGGUGUGUAAAUCCAACCAGGUGACGAGGGAGUCUCUGCUACGCAUUUCAUUGUUUAUGAUCUCCUGGUAGAAACUGCGUCGCAACAAAGGGAGACAUGUGUUAGCCGCAGGAAAGACUGCUGGGGAUAGUCCCAUCUCACCACCAUGGGUGGCUCUGUAAGCCAGGUGUUUCGUUCGGGCUCUGCGCUGCUCUCCCAUCGCGACGGAAAAGUGUCCAAGGCCACCGAAGAAACCAUCCAAACAUUGUUCGAUAUCCUGCGCGCUAACCCCAAGGUCUCGCUCCAAACGCUUGAGAGUCUGCUGAUCCAGAUACCCAAGCACGAGAAUAUCUUGGCCCUCCACGACGAGUACGGCUACAAUAUACUGCAGCGCAGUGUCGGCCUAAAUCACAUCGAUCUCACUAAAUGGCUGCUGCACCGUCACCGUCCGGACGUGAACCGCUCCCCGUGCUCCCUACCGUUGCACAUUGCCACGCUCCGUGGCUACGAGGAGUGCGUGGAGCUGCUCCUGAGACAUGGUGCCCGCAUUGAUGUGGACACACGCAUGUGCUUUCCUGGCGCCCACACCCGCAACUGUGAGGAGAGCGGCAAGUGGCACAACAAUGUGGACGAUGUUAGCGAACGCCUAAGCACAAAGCUCCAAAACGCUUUGUACUACGCCAUCGAUGGCGACCAGUACAACGUUCUCAGUCUGCUCACCCAGAAAAUGGAGGAGCCUUGGAUACCAUUCCGCGUUAAGAAACCGUUGCUUCAUCUCGCUUGUGAACGGGGGGCCUGGAACUGUGUCCAGCAGCUGGUGGUGACGCGGUCAGAAGAGAUCAAUUUGAUCAUGGACGAAUACUAUCCUAUCCAUCACGCCGUGCUCCACGACGGUCGCUUUCUAGAGUUGCUCAUCCACCAGGGCGCUGUCACCACAGUGCGCACCUGCACCCAACAGAUGACUCUGCUCCAUGUGGUUAUUUUUGCCGCUCGAAAGUCGGCAGAAGACACACUUGCCACACUCCGUAUACUGCUGGAGCGCGGCUGCAAAGAGCUGAUCAAUGCACCGGACUCUCUGGGUAACACCCCGCUGCAUGCCCUGAUCGUACGCUAUGCGCUGGAAGAGGCCCGCUACGGGUAUGACAAGUGGAGCAAGUGGGACGUGCUGCAUCUGGUGCGCUUCCUGCUGCAAAACGGUGCCAAGCAGUCGAUCAACCAAGCUGGAAACAGUGCCAUGGCUUGCGUAUUCCGCCACCUGCGUGACUGGGAGGUCUGUUACGAGCUGCUGAGCAUGCUUAUCAAGGAGGAUGGCGACCCGAACAUAGUCGGCAGGGAUGGGUCUGUGCCGAUUAUGGUUUUGCUGGUACCGCUAAUUAACAAGGAUCACUUGCAUCACUUUACGCACUCAAUGAAGGUUUGCUAUUUAAAUUGCAUUCGCAUGCUGUUGCAGCACGGAGCGAACCCGAACUGUUCGUACCGCGCUAACCUCAAGCCACUACACGUUCUCGUGUUCACGGUUAGUGAGAAUUUUACGUUGAACUGCGACACCCAGAAGCGUACAAAUUUUGACUUCAUCAAGAACAUCCUGCUGUUGCUGUUGCAGCACGGCUUGGACUGCAACAAGACAUAUCAACAGAUUCUGCAGGCGGUGAUGGACAUGGUGCAGAAUGUGCGAACUUGCCACGAUAUGGAGUGCGUCUACGAGCUAACGCUUACUUUGAUCCAGUACGGAGCUGAUCCAAAUAUAUUGCUGAGUGACAAAACUACGCGCGCCAUUGCGAUCUUCUCCACCGAGCUGGCCACUUUCCGAAGCUCAUUUCGCACCAAUUCCUGCUACCUGCUCUUCUACUACAUCAUUUUGAUAACCAAGAAGGAGUUCAUUCUGCUAGAUCCGCAUGCAACAUACCAGCGAGUGAUCCACCUGUUUUACCUGACCAUGGAGCACGAGCCCCUGUUCAACUGCCUUAAGUCGCUGCACAACUUCUACGUGGCACAGGUGCCAAGUAAAAAGACGGAGCAUCUCAUAGCCCUGAUCUCGUCGCUCUACCGCCGGCCCAGGAGCCUCAAGCAACUGGCCCGCUUCGCCAUCUAUGAGGCGAUGAAUCGAAAGCUGGCCCAGAACAUAAACCGUCUGAAUCUUCCCGGCCCGCUUAAGGACUAUGUCCUGCAGUUCGAACGGUAGCGAUUGGUAGUGUAGUGAAGCCCAACGACCAAUAAAUCCCAACCGCAAACCGCAGCGAAUUUGAAAAUCAAUCACGACUAAUGUUGUACAAUUUAAUACGCAUAUUUACCAGGGAGUCCAGUUCAGUGCUCUAGUAUUUGCCUGCACCCCUCGUUGCUAUCUGGUCUGUUCUGGAUGGCAUCUUUAGAAAAGAACUCAUUGGAUCGUUGGAUUAAAUAUUAGACUUAAACUGAAAGUCCCGGACAGGCCCGUGUAAGAAAUAGAAACGCUUAAACGUACCUAGACUCAACAGAAACACACACAAACAAAGCAAACGGUUUAAGAAAAUAUUGUCAAAUCAAACACGUGCAAUUUCUUUGAUACGAAUCUACUAUAUAUUAACUAUAUUUGUUGUGAGGAGGAUCGUGUUACACUUCUUCUCCUUUAAAGAUCCCUUGCCUCUCCUUCUUCACAUCUCAUGCUUCACAAGUUAUAGAUCAUAAACUUAAGGCUGUUUUUUGAAAAACAUUUCGGGUGUUUUAGAAUAUUGUACAUUUGACGGCAAUUUUUAUGAGCGAGAUGAUAUGUAAUUAUUAUUGUAACUAUUAUUAUUAUGAUUAUUAUUAUUAUUGUUGCUAAACCGUUGUUAAUCUCUGUAUCUGUAAUGUCAUUCUCAAUCGAAUUGAUAACGCUAUCGAUCAAUAAAUACAAUUAAAAAUUCAAA